This is a messenger RNA of Ochlerotatus camptorhynchus, 2381 nucleotides long. RefSeq names its product alpha-L-iduronidase (gene Idua). NCBI's taxonomy places the organism in Eukaryota, Metazoa, Arthropoda, Insecta, Diptera, Culicidae. The record is from RefSeq and is a predicted model, not a curated record. Gene Ontology annotation, biological process: carbohydrate metabolic process. Gene Ontology annotation, molecular function: protein binding; L-iduronidase activity. The coding region runs from base 1 to 1920 and encodes 639 amino acids. The transcript is spliced from 7 exons.
AUGUUUGUUUUACUGGUGUUGGUUGUUGUAGUUGUGAACAUUGUGGAUCCAUCGAUGGUGGUUCAUGAAAUCGAUGUCGAUUUCGAAUUAGUGCUGCAAAAGGGAAAACCGUUACCUAGGUUUUGGACCAGCACUGGGCUGUGUCCUCCAGCGCCGCGGGAGAAAAGUGCUGAAUUUUUGCUGUCGGACGAUAGCUUACUGAAUCUGGAAAUAAUAGGAUCAUUGCCAAACGAAGGAUUGAAAUAUGUGAGGAUUCAUUGGUUGCUGGAAAUGAUGAGCUUUUCUCACUAUGAUGAAAGGAAAACGCUCUUCUAUGAAUUUUCUCGUCUGGAUGCACUCCUGGACAAACUGCAGGAGUUUGGUCUCCAUCCGGGAUUUGAAUUUAUGGGAAUUCCGGCUGGAAUUUAUGAGAAAGAACGAAGGCACCGUUUCGUAUACUUCUGGACGGAUUUGGCGAUGCAAGUUGCCUCACACUAUUUGCGUAGAUAUGGAAUAAAGUAUGUUUCUAACUGGAGAUUUGAAACGUGGAAUGAACCGGAUCUAAGAGGCUACAAUGUACUAAAUUUCACCGUCAAUGAAUAUAUCAACUAUGUUCAAUCGAUUCGAUUUGGUCUGGAUGCUGCUGGUCGACUUCUGAAUAACAUUCACCUGCCUCUGCAUGGUAACAUUCACCUGCCUCUGCAUGGUCCGGCCGGGUUGUUUAAAUCGACGGAGCAUCAUCCGUUUUGUUGGAGCGCAUUGAAGCUGUGCAACGAUUCACCGAAAAAGUGUCCCUUUGAGGUUAUUACGUUUCAUCGCAAAGGAAGCGGAUUGAGAGCCGACGAAAUUGUCCAAGGUGGCGUCCGGUUAGUUGAGCAGUUGCAGGAAACGUUCCCCAACAUAAGUGAAUUCCGAUUUUCGAAUAACGAAGCCGAUCCCAUUGCAGGCUGGUCAACUCCACGAGAAUUUCAGUCUAAUCUGAAGUAUGGUUCCAUGCUGGUGUCUACUGUACUUCAACAUUGGUCUGUACUGUUCACCGGUCGAUUGCGCAACUUGGAAUCCAUCUCCCACGAUAAUGGUUUUCUCAGUUACUAUCCCUUCGAGUUCGAUCAGCGAACCCUGCUGGCACGCUUUCAAAUGAAUCUAACUCAACCGAGACACGUUCAGUUUGUUGUUAAGCCGGUAUUUUCUGCCCUCGGAAUGCUCGCAAAUCUAGGGCCAAUGGCAACUGACCGUUUACAUGCUACUGGGAACAUAAGCUAUAUUGUGUCUUACCAACAAAAUCCUUUCUACUUGUGCAUUCUACUAGUAUCAUCCAACGACACCUUCGAACCUGUUGAGAAACGGCAGAAGUUAUCAGUGAAUAUCGUAACGACAAAAGAAUUUGUGGGACAACCUGUUGCAUACAUUGUAGAGGGACUUCAGAGUGGCUUGAACGAUCCGAACUCCGUAUGGCAGUACUAUGGAAAACCACCCUACCCAACAGGGGCACAAUUUGAAGAAAUGAGGUCCGUUCAGUUUCCUUCCGUUCUGGAAGGUCCCACAGUUCUUCCGAUCGGCAGGAAAAGGUUAAAGCUAAACUUCAACCUACGAGCACCAUGGCUGGCAACCGUGCGAAUGUGCAGCCUUCAGUCUUCGAAACCAUCUGUAGUUCAAAAUGUCCGAGUUCGAAGGAUUCACGCGAACGAAGUUUUAAUUUUUUGGCACGAAAAUUCAGCUGGUGUCAGAUGCACCGUCGGCUAUGAGGUAUGGUUUAACGGCUCUAAUCGGUCGGUCGAUUGGACGCAAAUUAAUUCCGAAUGGCAUACACCGUUUAUGUUCUAUCAAUUUGCGCCUAACGUUCACGUUGUUGGUGGUGUGACAGGUCUGUACCGGGUGCGUUCCGUUGAUUUGUUUGGUCGCGUUGGCGCUUUUUCCAAAGCUCAUUAUUAUGAUGGCUGAUUUUUAAUUAUUUCGAACAUUUAAUUAUCCGCGUUUGGUGGUUCUGCAGUAGGUGGAUACGAAAAAAACGCACCAGUGAAUGAGAAUGCUAAUUUAAUUAGGUGAGACAGGAGGAAGUGCGAAAGCGAAAGCAGUGGAGAGAGGACCGGUGAAUGGAUGUCACCGGAAUGUUGGUAACGUAUUCAGUUUGUCCAACCUGGGUAGGUAUAUAUUAAAGCAAAAAUUGUGUUGUGUUGUGUGGGGAUAUUAUCGGAUUUUGUGGCGACUGCAGAAUCGAACGCAAAUUAUACAGACUCUAUCGUGAUACCAAACCAGAUAACUGUUUUGUUCGUUAACAGAGUUUCAAUCGCUCAAAUUGGAAGUAGGUGUGGUUUAGAUUGAUUGUGAUAAUUUUACCACUAUUAUUCGUUUUGUGAACGUACAUAUGUUGAUUUGAACUCAAUAAAAGUCUGUCAGUAAUU